Drosophila pseudoobscura is the source of this 1588-nucleotide messenger RNA. It is a transcript of the gene Takl2, whose product is annotated as Tak1-like 2. Gene Ontology annotation, molecular function: ATP binding; magnesium ion binding; MAP kinase kinase kinase activity. NCBI's taxonomy places the organism in Eukaryota, Metazoa, Arthropoda, Insecta, Diptera, Drosophilidae. The record is from RefSeq and is a predicted model, not a curated record. Gene Ontology annotation, biological process: immune response; positive regulation of canonical NF-kappaB signal transduction; protein phosphorylation. The coding region runs from base 440 to 1321 and encodes 293 amino acids. The transcript has 5 exons.
AUCCACCAUUUUAAAGAUACGAGAAACCCGUAAACGCAGAUUCAUAGAGAAUGGACAUAUCUAGCAGAUUGCCGAAUCUGAAUCAGAUCGGAUUAUUAUUACAGCCAGAAGGAACAAUUCAGUUUUCAUGGGCUACGCAGCGCCGUCCACUCACACACUCUUCGUCGUGCAAUGUGUGCGCUCUCUGACGGAGUGGCGUCAUACUGACUGAGCAUCGGGUAUCAGAAUGAGCGCGAGAGAUUGCGAAAGCAGCUUAGAUGCUGUUGAGCCAACAAUAAUUGAGAUCUACUAGAACUCCUUUAGUCUUUACACCUAACGCAACCUUCUUUCGAUUAUACGACCCGCAUUUAUGGCUCCUCGACUCUUAUCGGAAUUGCAAGGCAAAAACGCGAAGCGAUGAAGCAGAGAACUUUAGUGAUAGCUGGAAAAGAGGCGAAACAUGACUGAUUCGGCGACAGUACCUGAGAUAAUUCCAUUUGAAGAUAUCGCACUGGGAGAGAUCCUCGGAAGGGGCUACUAUGGACAGGUCUAUAAAGCAGUGUGGGGCGACCUUUCGAUUGCCGUCAAGAGGAUACAAGAGGGCUUCGAGGACAAGGAAUUCAAGAGGGAGGUAAACCAGUUGUCGAAGAUCAGCCAUGAAAAUAUCAUAAAGCUCUAUGGCGUCUCAAUACACGAGAGAACAGUCCAUCUACUCAUAGAGUAUGUCGAUGGUGGAUCUCUGCACAAUUUCCUGCAUGCCGAAUGGAAGCCAAGCUACACGUUGGCUCAUGCCAUCAACUGGGGACUCCAGAUCGCAAAGGGUGUUGCUUAUCUUCAUGCCAUGAAACCCAAAGCGGUGAUACAUCGCGACAUAAAGGCCCUCAAUUCACUGCUGGGGCAGAGGGGCCUCCAUCUGAAAAUCUGUGACUUUGGCACUGUUGUGGACAUGACCAAUUCGAUGUCGACCGAUCGAGGCACUGCCCUCUAUAUGGCACCCGAGGUAUGCAGGGGUAAACACUACACCGAGAAGUGCGAUGUACAUAGCUGGGCCAUGACCCUCUGGGAGAUACUAUCGCGUAGGCAGCCGUACGGAAAUCUUAUUACCCAUUAUCAGGUCACAAUGGCCGUGAUCACAGGUGAACGGCCACCAUUGGAUCAGGUAAGGGUGGACUGUCCUGAGCACAUAAAACUCUUGAUGAGAGACUGUUGGGAUCUGGAUCCCAGCAGAAGACACUCGAUGCAGGAUGUCGUCACGGUCUUGAAGGAGUUCAUUACAAACAAUGAGGAUCAACUCAAGCCUUUGGAGUAUGUAUUCAGGAAUCAGGAAGUGCUGCCCUUAUAAACUGUAUAUUAAGGAAUAAGAAAUACAGAGAUUUGUGUAUAAUUUCAAGAGGUUUUGAAUGAAUAGUUUCGUUUAGCUUUUAAAAAGGAACCAGCUUUAAUUGAUCUCUUUCGAACGAUAUACAAAAUGGGGUUUAUGUAGUUCUUGGUACGUUUUCAUUGUUUUGAAAUGACAAAACAUAGUUAUUGAUUAUAUAAAAUGUUGGUUUGUGUGUGUGUUUGUUAAUUGUUCUGUAAUUAAUAAACAAAUAUUAAAUGUGAACGUUAA